This is a messenger RNA of Physcomitrium patens, 3219 nucleotides long. Its product is annotated as putative methyltransferase PMT18. Gene Ontology annotation, cellular component: endosome; trans-Golgi network; cytoplasm. The record is from RefSeq and is a predicted model, not a curated record. Gene Ontology annotation, molecular function: methyltransferase activity. NCBI's taxonomy places the organism in Eukaryota, Viridiplantae, Streptophyta, Bryopsida, Funariales, Funariaceae.
GCUUUGCUUUGCUUUGCCUUCCCCACUUCUUUACUUUCAUGAAUCCUCUCAGCAUUUGCGGCAUUCCAGUUGCGCCCGGUGCCACUUCCGUCCCCACCACCUCCUUGUCCAGCCUCGUCCUUUGCGUCGUUACUUCAAUCUUGGUGCGCUCUAGUUGUUACUUAUCGGGGUUAGAUACCUCUCCUUGAUUCGCUUGAUCGGUGACAGUGUGUGUGCAUUUGUGGACCCUGAUAACGUCGUUGAGCUGGGAUUCGGUAUUUGUGUUAGUUCGUUGAGUUGGACUGUGUUGUUUUUUUUAUUGUUUCGUUUUCCUCUGAGUUGAGUCAAUGUGAUGGUGGAUUGAAUGGUGUUUGAUUUCGUGGGUGGUGUUGCAUUGUUGGAGAGUGCGUGUCGCUGGUGCUAGGGGAUGGUUGUGACGGUUGGCUCUGUUGCGGGGGUCGUUCUUCUUCUUGAGUUUUUUGAAUGAAGGGAGAUCUCGGUAUUGAUAUAGCUACUUCCUUUUCUGGGUGAUAGCCAAGCUUUGUAUUAUCUAGGAGGAGAUCAUGUUCACUUUGAACUUGUGUGGUUCAGUGUGAGACUCGUCUGCAAGGAAACUUGACAAUCGUUGGUACUUUUCUAAUAGAGCGCUUUUGAGCUCACACAGGCUCCACUCGUGUUCGACAUACCGCCUGACAAUGGGGACAUUUCAAUGCUCUUUCUGUGCUUUGUGAUUCUUGUGUGGAGAUUAUUGGACAACGAGACUGAGAGGUCCACUCUCUAUUCGUACUCUCCGAGGGUACAUGGAGCGAGGAACUGGGUACAUUUUUUAUUCAGGGAUAUCAGUAUAAAUUGCUUGGAAGUUUGACGGAAGUCCAGUAAACAACCAAUAUCCCAGUCCGCGCAUAGCGGAUGGUGUAUCAGUUCUUGCUGCAGUUGAAGUCCUCAUCAUGACCUCAAAGACCUUCAUGGGUGUUCUUGGGAAUGAACCCUGGUCGCCCAAGAUUCAUACUGCUGAUCUAGUCAAGCGCAAGAGACUUGUAUGGAUGGUCAGUGUUGCUGGCUUAUGUUGCUUUUUCUACAUCUUAGGCUCCUGGCAGAAUAGCGCUAACGAUCUCCGACUGAUUUCAUUCGAAGACCAGAAGGUUGCCCGUUUGCCUUGCAAAUUACCGGGUGGGCUUGAUUUUAGCGCCCACCAUAGCUCGUUGAACUCUGAAUCCGGAUCGAAUUACACCACAUUCGAGCCAUGUGACAUGAAGUACAGUGAAUACACUCCAUGCGAAGACACCGAGCGAUCGUUGAAAUUUCCGAGAGACAAAUUGAUAUACAGAGAAAGGCAUUGUCCUAAGGAGGACGAGCUCCUCCAGUGUUUGAUUCCUGCUCCGGCUGGAUACAGAAAUCCGCUGCCAUGGCCUCAAAGUCGAGACUAUACAUGGUUUGCCAACACCCCUCACAAGGAACUAACUGUUGAGAAAGCAAUCCAAAAGUGGGUGCAGUUUCAAGGUGAGAAGCUGUACUUCCCAGGAGGUGGAACUUUCUCUGCUGGUGGUGCUGAUAAAUACAUCGACGACAUCGCUGCUCUCAUUCCCCUUAAUGACGGGUCUAUCCGAACGGCAAUCGAUACUGGCUGUGGGGUUGCAAGCUGGGGUGCAUACUUGCUGAAGAAGAAUGUAUUAACCAUGUCGUUUGCACCUCGGGAUACGCACAUUUCUCAAGUCCAAUUUGCUUUAGAGAGAGGAGUUCCGGCGAUCCUUGGAGUUAUGGCUGAGAACCGCAUGCCAUACCCAGCACGAUCAUUUGACAUGGCACACUGCUCUCGUUGCCUUAUUCCAUGGGCUAAAUAUGAUAGUUUGUACUUGAUUGAGGUCGACCGUGUGUUAAGGCCAGGGGGGUUUUGGAUCCUUUCUGGGCCGCCAAUCAACUGGGAAACUCACCACAAGGGUUGGCAACGGAGCGAAGAGGAUUUGAAAGAUGAACAAGAUAGUAUUGAGAACGCAGCUCGAAAUCUUUGCUGGAAGAAGUAUGCUGAGAGAGACAACCUUGCAAUCUGGCAGAAGCCUCUAAACCACGCUAAAUGUGAGAAGCAGCGAAAGCUUGACUCAAGCCCCCACAUAUGCAGCCGCGCUGAAAACCCUGAUAUGGCCUGGUAUUGGAAGAUGGAAACAUGUAUUACCCCACUACCCGAAGUCAAAGACACGAAAGAAGUCGCUGGCGGCGCUCUUGCAAAGUGGCCUGUAAGGCUGACAGAUGUACCUCCUCGAAUUUCAAGUGAAUCUAUUCCGGGAUUAACUGCUGAGAGUUUUAGAAACGACAAUCUUUUAUGGACCAAACGUGUGAAUUAUUACACUGCACAUCUGAUUACUCCAUUGGUCUCAGGCAGAUAUCGGAACAUCAUGGACAUGAACGCAGGACUAGGAGGCUUUGCUGCUGCUCUGGUGAAGUAUCCAGUUUGGGUGAUGAAUGUCAUGCCUUUUGAUGCUAAGCUCAAUACUCUAGGUGUAAUCUAUGAACGUGGGCUGAUUGGCACAUAUCAAAACUGGUGCGAAGCAUUUUCAACGUAUCCACGAACAUACGACCUCAUUCACGCAAGUGGCGUCUUCAGCAUGUAUCAGGACCGGUGCAAUAUUGAGGAUAUCUUGCUGGAGAUGGACCGGAUAUUGCGACCUGAAGGUGCCAUUAUAAUACGUGAUGAAGUAGAUGUUUUGAACAAUGUGAUGAUGAUAUCAAAUGGUAUGCGCUGGGAAACUCGUAUUGCAGACCAUGAAGAUGGGCCUUUGGUGAGUGAAAAGAUACUCAUAGGGGUUAAAACCUACUGGGUUGGAUCAAAUUCGAAUAAAACAGGUGCAAGCACAUAGCAUGCCAUGAAUGCGUAUCGUAUCAUGAGCUGUAGGUUUUAACAUUCUGUUUUGCCCAUUCUUUUCCUGAGUGAAACGUCAGUAAGAUAUAAGUUUGUCCUUAAUUUUACAAGCUUGGCCAGUCUCUAGAGAGGAUUAUAAGUCUUAAGAGUUGGUUAGCAUAGGCCCCAGUGUCCAACCCUCUGAGAGUUGAUGUUCUUUAUCGGAGAGGACACAUAACUCAGAGCAAGCUUCUUCCUGUGUGGAAUCGGUGACCAUUGAAUGCUGCGAUCACUCUAAAUCAUCAGAGAUGGAACUAACAUCAGCAAUGACAUUGCAUUAUUUUGUAACCCUUCACAUUGAUUCAUCAGUGAUUCUGAGACCUGAAAAAUGAUCUGCUUCAACUGAA